This is a messenger RNA of Zootoca vivipara (common lizard), 2687 nucleotides long. The record is from RefSeq and is a predicted model, not a curated record. NCBI's taxonomy places the organism in Eukaryota, Metazoa, Chordata, Lepidosauria, Squamata, Lacertidae.
GGGAUUCCUGGCGUCACCCCCUUCUUCGAUGAUGUACUGAUCGCCGGGCCCAUACCAGAGGAAUUUGAGGACCGCCUCCGCUCCGUCCUGCACCGUUUCCAGACGGCGGGCCUCAAGGUGAAGCGGGAAAAGUGUUUACUGGGAGUGCCGCAGGUGGACUUUCUGGGAUUUAAGGUGAACGCAGAAGGGGUCCAUCCAACCGGUGACAAGGUACGGGCCAUUUGUGAGGCCCCAGCGCCCAAGAGCAAGCCUGAACUUCAGUCAUUCUUGGGACUAUUGAACUUUUACCAUGCCUUCCUUCCCCAUAAGGCAGCGGUAGCGGAGCCCCUACACAGACUCCUAGAUAAAAGGGCCCCUUGGGUGUGGGGCCAGCGACAAAGGGCCGCAUUCCAGGCAGUCAAGGACUUGCUCGUCUCGAACUCGGUCUUAGCACACUUCGACGAGAGGCUGCCAGUGGUGCUGGCAUGCGACGCCUCUCCCUAUGGCAUCGGCGCUGUCCUGGGACACCAACUCCCGGAUGGAAGAGAGGUGCCGGUGGCAUACUUCUCCCAGACGCUUGCUGCAGCCGAACGAAACUACUCACAGAUUGACAAGGAGGGUCUGGCAAUCGUGAAGGGCGUAAAAAAAUUCCAUGAUUUCUUGUACGGGCGGCCCUUUACCAUAGUGACUGACCACAAGCCGUUGCUUGGCCUGUUUGCCCCUGAGAAGCAGACCCCCCAAGUGUUGUCUCCACGUGUCCUCAGGUGGUCAAUUUUCCUUGCCGGCUACCAGUAUGCACUAAUCCACCGCCCUGGGAAGGCGAUGGGCCACGCAGACGCCCUCAGCAGGCUACCACUACCAGAAACAGGCCCCGACCCAGCGCCUGCGCAAGAGGUUAUGACCCUGGAGCUGCUUCCCGACCGACCCAUUCAGGCACAAGAAGUUGCGCACCAUUCCACAAAAGAUAGGGUCAUCUCCCGGGUCCUGGACUGGGUGUGGCGAGGAUGGCCCAGCAGCAGCCCCGGGCCAGAAUUCGCUGGCUACACAAACCGCAAACAUGAACUGUCGGCCCACAAGGGGUGCCUGUUAUGGGGAAGCAGGGUUGUUGUUCCCCAGCCCCUCCGCAAAAGGGUCCUCACAGCCCUACACGAGACACACCCAGGGGUAGUGAGGAUGAAGGCCCUUGCCAGGAGUUAUGUGUGGUGGCCGGGGAUUGACAGAGAGAUAGAGGCCUGGGUCCAACAUUGCCAGACCUGCCAAGAAUCCCGCCCGGAUCCCCCAAGGGCCCCAGUCCAGCCCUGGGAGUCCGCCCGACAUCCAUGGUCACGCUUGCACGUGGACUUCGCUGGCCCCUUCCAGGGAAAAACAUUCUUCAUAGUGGUGGAUUCCUACACCAAAUGGCUGGAGGUCGCACUGGUACCAUCCACUUCUACGGCGGCAGCCAUCCGGGUACUACGUAAGCUGUUUGCGACCCACGGGCUCCCUGACACCCUCGUCUCGGACAAUGGAACCGCAUUCACGUCAGAGGAGUUCCAGACCUUCACAGCGCAGAACGCCAUCCGCCACAUCCGCUCAGCACCAUUCCACCCUGCCACCAAUGGCCAAGCGGAGCGCAUGGUGCGGACCACCAAGGACAGCCUCCGCCGCAUGACACAAGGGGACUGGGAAUACCGCCUUGCCGCAUUUCUUCUAGCACAGCACAGCACCCCAAGCACAACGACGGGCCGGAGCCCAGCUGAAUUACUAAUGGGCCGGCGCCUUGCAACUAGACUGGACCGACUUCACCCCGACAGAGCUCAGGAUGAGGUAGUGGUGGGGAAAGGCAGGAACCCCCGGACAUUUGUGGCCCAGGACCCAGUGUAUGCAAAGAAUUUUGGGGCAGGCCCAGCAUGGGUACCCGCCACAGUCACCAAGGUGACCGGUCCCGUGUCGUACGAGGUACUAACGGAAGGGGGGCAAUGUUGGCGCCGCCACUGCGACCAGCUACGGCGACGAUUCCCAGGAGGAACCCGGGAGGAGAGCGGGACAGAGGGGUCCCAAGGGGACAGCAGGGCAGUGAGGCCUGUAGCACGAGAGGGGUGGGCAGGGGAAGCAGAAGCAGUAGGCACAGAGGGGCGCCCCGAGGCUGGAAGGACACCGGAAGCAGAGCUACAACCUAGUGGUUCAGUGGCGCCAGACCAGACAGCCCCGGCACAGCCAGCAGCCUCGGAACACGAGCCAGAACCAGAACCCCUGACCAAGGAACACCCCAGGCCACAACACACACGGAGGCGGCCAGCAGACCUUGGGGACUACGAAUGCAACUUCCCGGGCAGGACUGGAACUUAGAGGGGAGGGGUGUUAUGUACUGAGCUGAAUCCUAGAACAAUAGGAUUCAGAAUCAGCGGGAGCUACCCAAUCCAACUCCAGGUGGAAGUGAAUCCGCAACCUGAUUGGCCUGCUGGAGCAGCCAAUCAGGCGGCUGGCAGAAGUGAAUCUGCUACCUGAUUGGCCUGUAGGAGCAGCCAAUCAGGCUGCAGGCAGAAGUCAAUCCACAAUAUAAUUGGCCCACAGGUGUAGCCCUGAAGUAGCCAAUCACGCAAGGCCCAUUGUGUAAAUAAUGUAUAUAAGCAGAUGGUUUUGGGAAAAGAGCCAUUCGUCUUCUCUUCUCCUCCUUGAUGACUAUGAGCUGAAUAAAGAGCAUGAAAUUCACUCUUGACUCCGAGUAU